AUGCACCCAAUUCCUAUACAAGAUGUGACACUACAGUCCGGUACAACGCACGAAUUCAAUGUUGACACGGGAAGCAUGGAAUCUAUUAUUUCUACUGCAGUACUUCGCUCAAUCUGUCCCCAAGCUGAAAUCCGUCCGACAUCUGUGCGAAUCCUUGGUGUGACUGACCACAAAUUGUCAUUGAUUGAUGAGGUUUUGUUGAUUGUACAUUCCACAGAACAUCGCCUUGUUCCCAUUCGCUUCCUAAUUGCCAAAAACAGUCCAUCCAUACUUGGCUUAACCGCCAUUCGUGCAUUGAACCAUUCUGUGUCACUCCAUACAAGCUCUAUGCCCAAUGUGCACACUCGUUUACAGCGCCUGAUCGUGAAAUGUUUCAACAAUACAGGAGGCAUGGAUGUGCAGCCAGUCAAAUCGGAAGUUGGCGGAGAGCCCAUUUUCUUGAAACGACGCCUAAUCCAUUAUGGCUAA
This is a messenger RNA of Echinostoma caproni, 468 nucleotides long. NCBI's taxonomy places the organism in Eukaryota, Metazoa, Platyhelminthes, Trematoda, Plagiorchiida, Echinostomatidae. The record is from the annotation of a GenBank genome assembly.